AUAGCACUGGUCGGCACUUACACAAGCCCUAAAGCCCUGACUGUAGCACCUCUCUUCAUGAUGAAUCUAAUUCCUAUGGUUGCUUAUGGAGCUGCUACUUCUGUCCUGUCAAGAAAACAGAAUUUUCCCUCAUUCCUACGUACAGUGCAUCCCAGUCAAAAUGUCAUGGAAGUGAUUGUUAAGCUUGUGCAGUACUUUAAUUGGCGCUGGGUUUCUUUCCUUUACAUUGAUGAUGACUAUGGCAAAGAUGGCCAGGACUUGUUCAUUAAGAGGAUUAAGGACACUGAGAUCUGCCUUGCAUACACCAAAAGCCUGAAUCAAUUUACAGAUCACUCUCAAAUAUUCAAACAGACAGAGGCACAUAAGAUAGGUGUCAUAAUUGUUUUUGCUCCUGAAUGGACUGCUGAGGCUCUAAUUGAGGCAGCAAUAAAACUAAAUGUCACCAACAAAGUGUGGAUUGCUGGAGAUGGAUGGUCCUUAAACAAGAAGCUCCCCAAGAAAAAAGGCAUCAGAAACAUUGGAACUGUACUCGGGGUGUCUCAACCAAGAAUGACAAUACCUGGUUUCACUGAUUUCAUUCAUUCUUCCAGAAGCCAAACUCAUUGUGAAAAGGCAGAACAAAACAUGCUUUGUAAUCAGGUUUACAACUGCAGCAGCCUGAGUGCAAAAGAU
Molecule: messenger RNA, 672 nt
Organism: Plectropomus leopardus (leopard coralgrouper)
Lineage: Eukaryota; Metazoa; Chordata; Actinopteri; Perciformes; Serranidae
Source: RefSeq, a predicted model, not a curated record